Zerene cesonia (dogface butterfly) is the source of this 6914-nucleotide messenger RNA. It is a transcript of the gene pico, whose product is annotated as abnormal cell migration protein 10. NCBI's taxonomy places the organism in Eukaryota, Metazoa, Arthropoda, Insecta, Lepidoptera, Pieridae. Gene Ontology annotation, biological process: signal transduction. The coding region runs from base 384 to 3467 and encodes 1027 amino acids. The record is from RefSeq and is a predicted model, not a curated record. The transcript is spliced from 13 exons.
CGUCGCACGCCGACUUCCCUCGCCCAACUUACGAGUUGCCAGUUGCGGCUUGCGGGACCACUUCCCCCCCGCCCUUCACCGCGUCGUACUUCAGUCUUCACUAAUGCAACUUUAGUUGUAACCGAGACGCUGCGUACGCUCCACGUUCGAAUCCACGGCACCCUUUUGUUCUGCUACACUUAAAUCGAUUGUGAAAACGAAAGUUUUGCAAAUAUUGACACUGCAGUGCCGAGGUCGACUAGUGCUCGCGUACACCGCGCGACGAUCCGCAACCAUCCCGCGGAGUUUCUUUGGUGAUUUAUGAAAAAACGUGAAGGAAUAACGGACCGCGCGGCAUUUCGGCAUGCCUGUGUGUGACUCAUUCAGUGCAAUGUGAACGAGAAAUGAUGGACGUGAGUGAAACAAAACGGCGUGGAGGAUUCCUCUCCGCGAUAAAAGGAAGUUUCCGUCUCAAAAAAGUCAAUACACAGCUAGAAAACAAAUCUAUUGAGUUGGACAUGCCUACGGGUCUCAACUCGUCCACCGACGCAUCAGCAAUGCGGCCACUAGAGAUCGUGGCUCCCCGGAUAGACACUUACCGCUUCUCGAUGGCAAACCUAGAAGAGACACAGGACGCUGAUCUGGACGCUAUAUUAGGGGAGCUGUGCGCUCUGGACUCGGAGUACGAUGAGGAACUAUCCAGAGUUUCCACAGAUUUCUCGACGACAUCAAAAGAGCGGGCUGAGGGGGAGGGUCCGCAGCGCCAAGACAACAAAGAGGAUGGCGCUUCCAGCAUCGCUCGCACCGACUCGCCAGAUAACGACUCCGCUUUCAGUGACACUGUAUCGAUGUUAUCCAGUGAAUCGUCAGCCUCUAGCAGUGCCAGCUCUAAAUGCAAACAAAUGAAGCUAACCAUCCACCCCAAUCAGAAGGACACACUUUACCAACAGAAGGCCGAUAAAAUCAAGUUGGCAUUGGAGAGAAUGCGAGAAGCCAACGUCAAGAAGCUAUUCAUCAAGGCCUUCUCCACGGACGGCUCUUCCAAGAGUCUGCUGGUGGAUGAGAAGAUGUCCUGUGGCUACGUCACCAGACUGCUCGCUGACAAGAAUCACGUCACUAUGGAGCCGAAGUGGGCGAUCGUGGAGCAUUUACCCGAUUUACACAUGGAGCGUGUAUACGAAGAUCACGAGAUGCUGGUGGACAACCUGAUGCUAUGGACACGUGAGUCCAAGAACAAGAUUCUCUUCACGGAGAGGCCGGAAAAGAACUCCCUCUUCCAGACCCCAGAGAAGUUCCUUCUUAGCGAGGAUGAUAGAGGCUGGUCGUCAGACGACGAGCACCUGCGGCAAGUGAUCAUCGAGGAAUUCUUCAACGCGAGCACCUCCACGCCAUCCGUCUCCGGCCACCUGGUACCUCCCAUGGAGGGCUUCCUCUACCUGAAGAGUGAUGCCAAGAAGGGUUGGAAAAAGUACUACUUCGUGCUGCGACCUUCUGGUCUCUACUACGUGCCCAAGGACAAAGUGAAAACCCUCAAGGAGCUGGUCUGCUUAUGCACCUUCGACACCAACGAGGUGUACACCGGCAUCAACUGGAGGAAGAAGUACAAGUCCCCAACCGACUUCUGCUUCGCAAUCAAACACCCUCGGCUGCAGCAGCCAAAGAGCGUCAAGUUCAUCAAGUUCCUUUGCGCUGAUGAUCAGCAGACCCUAGACAGGUGGAUCACGGCCAUGCGGAUAGCGAAGCAUGGCCGACAACUACUUGAGAACUAUCGCUCGCUGGUCGAGGAGCUCACACAAGAAGAUCUGGACCACUUGGCCCACGCGCGAUCAUGCUCUAUAACUUCAAUACCAACAAAGACCAGCAACCCGCCAGCGGCUACCAACCCCGCCCCACCCCCUUCCAGCAACGUCAGUGUUGCUAACUCCGACACCAGCAGCGGAAGACACUCCCGCGCAUCGUCAUCUAGUUCGAGCGGGUGUCUGUCAGAUGGCGGCACUGCGUCGGAGAGCGCAUUCGACUGCGAGUUUCCUAUGGGCACGAUAAAACGCAAGCCUUCCAUGAAGCCCAACAUACCUCUCACGUGGAUGACUCGGCAGCUGAAGGAAAUGGCAGAGAAGGAUGACCCCGAGCCGAACGACUGCGGUACGCUCACGAGACGACCGCGGAACGACAACGCGAAACGACAUGCCGAAUCCCAAGAAGGGUCAGUAUACAGCACCGGCAGCGUGAAGUCCGCGAGCCCGGUACGCGAGUCUCCUUCCUAUGGCCACUACGACACGCUCACACAAGACACUUAUCGAAGCAGCGUCGACACCGCGUCCUCUCUGUAUGGAUACACCAUUUACGAUAAAGCACAAGAGCCUGUCGAAGAUCUGCCCCUCCCACCGCCACCGGAAACUGACACAACGGACGCCAUGUUCAGCUCCAGACUCAGUUUAGACUCUCUGCCGCCCCCACCGCCCCCUAUCGAACCCAUCGAAGACGUCAGCUGGUCUCAACUCAGCCUGCCUCCUCCACCACCAGAACACACCAUAGAAUCCAGCCCAGGUAGAGUCCAAGAUAUCGUCAGCCACCUCACGGCUCAGCAAAUAGAACAGACUGCUCGCGCGGGCCAAAGGACCUUGACUAGAACAGAGCAGAGCAAGACCUUCCCGCGACAACCCUCCUUGGACAGCGUCAACUCUGAAGCGUCCAAAACUUCAUCAUUACACUCUGAUAAAAGCAUCUACGGUCAGAAUGUGGCUUAUGGAGCGUGUCUAGUAGAGCUUCAAACGAAGAAACUGAGCAAUGGCAGCCCUUCCAUUCAGAAGAAACCCAUGGAGCCGGGCAAGGAGCGCACCAGCUCCAUGAAGAAAGUCAACUUCGCAGAUGACCUUCCCACGUGCUCUGACAAAAAGAACAAAAAGAUCACCUUCAAUCUAACAGACGCUCCGCCGUCUCCGCGCAAGCCGCUGCCGCCGAAACGGAACGAAAGUACCAGGCUCACGUCCCCCAAGAAAUUGGCGGACUCCAACAGUAACCCACCCAAAGACUUCCUGAAAGAUCUCCAGCGGGUGAUGCGCAAAAAGUGGCAGGUCGCGCAGAAGUGCAAGCUGGAGCCGACGACGACGCCGCACGAGGUGCUCGGCUUCAGGGAGUAUCCGCUCUCCGAGGACUACAAGGAGACGAGCGUGUCGAUGUGGGUGCAGGAGCACUACGGCGCGGGGAACGGGACCGAGGAUCCUUUCUACGAGAACGUGUUUGGGAGAGACAGUGCGCCGCGGCGGGAGGAGCCCAAGCCAAUAAAGAAGCGGCCCCCGCCCGCGCCGCCCAAGCGCAGCGACUCCACGCACCUCACGACCCAGCCGGCCGCGCUCGCCCCACACCCGGCGCUCGCCCCACACCCAUCGCUCGCCCCACACCUCGCGCUCGCCCCGCACCCCGCGCUCGCCCCGCACUCCGCGCACCCCCCGAGCGCGCCCCCACACCAGAUCCAACCGACCGCUUGAAAUUACCUCAACUUUUCGCUCGCUUGUUGCUGGAAGCGCAACCGCGACAUCACUGACUUUUAGUGCGCGGCGUAGUGAGCGGAAAAGUGACUGUGUAGUGUAGUGUAGUGUAGUGUACUGCUCUCUGAUUACACGCAUGAUCAUUCAAUUUGAGAGUGGAUACGGUGUACAGUCGACUACAAUGCUGUUCGGUUUUGUAGGAGCUGACGGUGGCAACUUUUAAGAAUUGUUUUGAGCUAUGUAAAACUAUUUAAACUAUACUUUGAUCGAUGACACGAAAUUGAUAUUAAAGAAUACACAAUUCAAUCGGUUGACAUGAGGUAACUGCUAUUUAAACUGGUGAUUUUCAUCAAUAAUGGCUUAGUGAAUUGAUCAGGGUAUAGUGCUGCUUGCAGCUGACUGUACAGGAGGAAGGGAGCGACCAAUGGUAAGAGAUUGUUAGGAUAUUGGAUAAAUUGAAUGACGGUGCUAUUGUGAAAAGUAUACUAAUGUAGGUGAAUUGUCUCGUAACCCACGUUUACCAAAUAUACACGUAAUCGCUUGUAACGCUUCUCUGUACAGGUUACGAGUACGUUCGAGUUAUAUUUAUUGGAGUUCAAAUUUCAACUGUUAUGUUCCUAGUAGAAAUUUCUCCGCCAAAGAGGUUCGCAUACAGUUCUAAAUAGUUGAUCUGUGUACGCAUAUGCUAUUGACGUUGUAUAGAGCGUAAUCAUGGUCGUGUUUUCGCGGCAAUUUUAACUUUUUUAUAGCAUAGGUUGCGCUACAGAUAAUAAAUCCCGUGCCGGCCACGAGAAUAUUUAAAAUUUUGGAAUUAUUGUUUUGUACGGAACUCCAAUGCGCUGAUCUCACUCCGGUUUUUGUUUUGGGCUGUGACGCAUCCAUUUUCAAUGUUGGGCGGCAAAAAUAAAAUAAAUUUUUGAUCACGCAUAUAUUAUUAUGGUGCAAUAUUACUUUACGUCAAUAAAUAGUCCUAAUUUACAAGCAAUGAGACUUUCAAAUUAACUCUACAGACUACAUUUACCAUGAAGCACAGAGCAUGGCACAGAUAACAAAUUGAAAGUAGGGACCCAUUGUACCGCCAAAAGUUAUCGAGCUGACGUGAAGACUUCAAAACAAAUAGUAAGGCUGUUUAGUUAGAGUAAGUGACCUGACUAGUUUUAACUUUAUUCAAAUAUCCGUAUGAAUUUCGUUGUACACCUUUAUUUCGUAGAAGUGAGGCUUUGUAGAAAAUUAUUCGAUAAACGUAUACUAAAAUAUACAUAAAUACAAAUUUUGCAACUCGUAGAUGAAAUUUUAUGGGAAAUGUUUAUUAUUUAAACGGAAUUUCGUGUCUAUUAACGAGUUUCAUUUGCAAAUAGUACACGUAGUUUAUAUAUCAGUGUCGUAGGAGUAUGUAAUCGUUUAGAUAAAAUUUAGUCGUUUUAGGUAAAUGUUUUAUUCGGGUCGACUUCGCGUGACUGUGCCCUCAGACGUUUCACUCAAUCUGCUUUUCCUUCGAGCAUUCCAUUCCUUAACUGUGUGACUGAAUAUAAAAACGAAUAAUUUUAUAUACUUUUUUAUUAGUUACGUAUCUACUAAAUGUUUGAUUUGAGUGCACGAGUGGCCCCGUUUGUUUUUCGGUAGUUUUAAAAUGAACCAUCCGGUUAUUAUUUGGGACGGAAGACUGAAUGAAGAAUGUUCCGAUAAUUGACAAUAAAAUUGCGUCCAAAUUCCUCAAUCGUAUGUAGCGGUUUCGAUAAUGACUUAAGAUGAAGGCCAUCCACUUUUUGAAAUUUAUUUUUUAAUUUAAGGACUUUUUAUAUGCAACUUAGCCCCUUACUUAUGAAUACUAGCCUACUUUUACAAUCUAUACUAAUCACUAUUUUGUUUCUUUCCAACUUAUAUCGAACAACUUGAUCAUGAAAGAGACAGAACACUGAUUUUAUUAGUUAAAUUAUUUUUUCAAGGGGGCAAUUAUGCCUAUAAUUGUUUUUUUUUUCCAAUUUGCAUCAAGUGCAUUUACAAAUCUACUUGUAUUGGCACUGAUGAAUUACGUAUUUUUUUUGUAUUCACUUUCUGAAUUUUUAUUAUAGUAACAUCAAAUCGUAUCCCAAGAGGUUCCUACACGGACUUACUUCAACCAAACCACUUCUAUAGACAAACUUGAAAGCCUAAUUUAUUGUAUAAAUACCACGCUAUAUAAUAUUGUCUACUCUUGCAGCUUAGCCAUGAGGAAUUGAUUGAAUAAAAAAGCAUAAGUAAACAGGCUCUAAUGAGUCUACUUGGUAAUUUUGGAUGACAUGCUUAACUGGCAUUCGGAAUUUCAUGUAGACCACUUGGUGGAUUUUCAAACAUAUUGCUCAAACAUGAACAUCCGUGUAGGUAUGGCAGUUCCCACCUUGAGUGUGUGUGCAUGACUUCGCCUGUAACAUUAAUACGAUACUUAGUGUUAGGGUUGUAUUUUUGUGAUUCAGGUUUAUGUCCCUAUAUGAGUUACGUUAAAACCCGUUUUUUAAAACAAAGGCAUUUACUUACAACUAGCUGUAACUAGAGAAAACGCAUUCGCAAAACGGGUUUUAGCUGUAACAUGUUAUACAUAGAAUAAGUUGGAUAUCGGGCAGAUCGUCAACUAGGCCCCGGGCAACAGCUAUACACUUCUGGUGUGUGGCCGCUCCUAGUUGACGGACUGCACCGACGUCGCACUUUAACAUUAUAACGUACGUUGCUUGCAAUUUGGUUGCGAACUGUGUCUAUAUUAUAAUCAUAAUUACAAUUACGACUAAAUGUGAUGCACUUAACCUGUACCGUCGAUACAAAUUCGAUGUCACUUUGGUACUCGGGUUUGUUUUGAUGCAAAAUGGGCAAUUAAUAUAUGUACGUAGUGUCCAGUUGUUAGUAUCUGUGUCCAGUCCCAAGGGACUUUAAAGUAAGCUAUGAUCGUUUACUUGUAUAUAAACCGAUAAAUUCAUAUCUCCAAUUUACGGGUUCCAUUUAUUUUCCAAUUUUGGCAUCUAGUAUACACACGAAGCAAGCUACGAGUGACGAUAUUUUAUUGUUUUAUUUAAAACGAUAUUCGCGUCGGACAUGCGCAAGCGCAAGUCACAAUUUUCAAAAAUAUGUAUGAAUUUAGUAUUACCGAUGUGGUAAAUCGUGCAGAGCACGUGAACUAGUACGUAUUUAAUAAUUGUUAUUAAAUGGGUAUGACAUGAGUUUGAAGCCGAACGGAGGAUUCAAAUGCAAGGCAGUUAUUACCGCCUUAUUAUAUUUAAUAUGUAAAUAUUUUAUUUUAUUUUUUACAAUUUCGUUGAUAUGUACUUGAGUUUGCUCCGUGUGUCCUUUUACCGCGUUAAUAUUGUUUAAUAAUCGCGUAACGCAUUUAUUAGUAUGUUUAAUUAUGUUAAAUUGUACAGAACAAAUUAAUAUUAAUAUUCUUUGUAUAUUUUUUCAAAUAUAACGAAAUUCCGAUUA